GCAAUGGAACGACGUAUUUGGUUGGCUAAUGCGCACAAGAUCCGGGUGGUGCUCCAUGUGGUGGCCAGUGCGAAUCUUGGCUAUGCGCUGUACUACGACUAUAUGUAUGUGGAGCUGCCGGCGCUGGCCGUGGAGCUGCGGCUGGAACCACCCAUGGGUGGAAAGUUCAAGUACCUGACCUUUCUCACCGGAUUGCUGCAGACCGGAUACUAUCUGCUAGCGUUGGGACAGGAUUUGUGCCGACUGCGUGCAUUGCGACAAUUGCGGGACUAUCUGCUGGCCAGCUUUGUGGUGCCGCUGGCAUUGACGGUGAGUGUGACCUUCUGGACGCUGUGCGCCAUAAAUCGCGAAUCGAUCUAUCCCCCGUUCCUGGAUGUGGUCUAUCCAAAGUGGCUUAACCGGACCAUGCACUGUUAUGUGGUGAUCUAUGCGCUGCUGGAGCUCUGCACCACAGCUCAUCGUUACCCGAAACGGGGCAAGGGAUACGCUGGACUGGCUGCAGUCAUGGGCUGCUAUCUGAUUUGGCUGCAUCUGGUGCAUUACUGGACGGGCAUCUGGAUCUAUCCCUUUCUGGACGCACUUGUCGGUCCGCUGCGCCUGUGCUUCUUUGCCCUGAUCGUGGCACUGUCCUUUGGCUAUUACAGGCUGGGCGAACAUGUGAACUGUGUGCUCUGGGACAAUGGGCGCUAAGGACUAGAAUUCGCCCAACGUAAUAAAGCAAUUUCCGCUUCUCCAA
This is a messenger RNA of Drosophila montana, 736 nucleotides long. Its product is annotated as androgen-induced gene 1 protein. Bases 4 to 690 code for a protein of 228 amino acids. Gene Ontology annotation, cellular component: endomembrane system; membrane. The record is from RefSeq and is a predicted model, not a curated record. NCBI's taxonomy places the organism in Eukaryota, Metazoa, Arthropoda, Insecta, Diptera, Drosophilidae. The transcript has a single exon.